AUGAAGACAAAACUUAACAUGCUGUCUUCCAACUUAUACAAAAUUGAUGCUCAGUUACCAUUACCAGUUAUACCAUCUCCAUUACGUCCUCAGUUACCAUUACCAGUUAUACCAUCUCCAUUAAAUCCUCAAUUACCAUUACCCGUUAUACCAUCUCCAUUACCUCCUCACUUACCAUUACCAGUUAUACCAUCUCCAUUACCUCCUCAGUUACCAUUACCAGUUAUACCAUCUCCAUUACCUCCUCAAUUACCAUUACCAGUUAUACCAUCUCCAUUACCUCCUCAGUUACCAUUACCAGUUAUACCAUCUCCAUUACCUCCUCAGGUACCAUUACCAGUUAUACCAUCUCCAUUACCUCCUCAGUUACCAUUACCAGUUAUACCAUCUCCAUUACCUCCUCAAUUACCAUUACCAGUUAUACCAUCUCCAUUACCUCCUCAAUUACGAUUACCAGUUAUACCAUCUCCAUUACCUCCUCAAUCAACAUUACCAUUACCAUUACCAGUUAUACCAUCUCCAUUACCUCCUCAAUUACCAUUACCAGUUAUACCAUCUCCAUUACCUCCUCAAUUACCAUUACCAGUUAUACCAUCUCCAUUACCUCCUCAGUUACCAUUACCAGUUAUACCAUCUCGAUUACCUCCUCAGUUACCAUUACCAGUUAUACCAUCUCCAUUACCUCCUCAGUUACCAUUACCAGUUAUUCCAUCUCCAUUACCUCCUCAAUCACCAUUACCAGUUAUACCAUCUACAUUACCUCCUCAGUCACCAUUACCAGUUAUACCAUCUCCAUUACCUCCUCAAUUACCAUUACCAUUACCAUUACCAGUUAUACCAUCUCCAUUACCUCCUCAAUUAUCAUUACCAGUUAUACCAUCUCCAUUAGCUCCUCAAUUAUCAUUACCAGUUAUACCAUCUCGAUUACCUCCUCAGUCACCAUUACCAGUUAUACCAUCUCCAUUACCUCCUCAAUCACCAUUACCAGUUAUACCAUCUCCAUUACCUCCUCAGUCACCAUUACCAGUUAUGCCAUCAUCAUUACCUCCUCAAUUACCAUUACCAGCUAUACCAUCUCCAUUACCUCCUCGAUUACCAUUACCAGUUAUACCAUAUCCAUUACCUCCUCAUUUACCAUUACCAGUUAUACCAUCUCCAUUACCUCCUCAGUUAUCAUUACCAGUUAUACCAUCUCCAUUACCUCCUCAGUUACUAUUACCAGUUAUACCAUCUCCAUUACCUCCUCAAUUACCAUUACCAGUUAUACCAUCUCUAUUACCUCCUCAGUUACCAUUACCAGUUAUACCAUCUCCAUUACCUCCUCAGUUACCAUUACCAGUUAUACCAUCUCCAUUACCUCCUCAAUCACCAUUACCAGUUAUACCAUCUACAUUACCUCCUCAGUUACCAUUACCAGUUAUACCAUCUACAUUACCUCCUCAAUUACCAUUAUCAGUUAUACCAUCUCCAUUACCUCCUCAAUUACCAUUACCAGUUAUACCAUCUCCAUUACCUCCUCAAUCACCAUUACCAGUUAUACCAUCUCCAUUUCCUCCUCAAUUACCAUUACCAGUUAUACCAUCUCCAUUACCUCCUCAAUCACCAUUACCAGUUAUACCAUCUCGAUUACCUCCUCAGUUACCGUUACCAGUUAUACCGUCUCCAUUACCUCCUCAAUUACCAUUACCAGUUAUACCAUCUCCAUUACCUCCUCAAUCACCAUUACCAGUUAUACCAUCUCCAUUACCUCCUCAAUCACCAUUACCAGUUAUACCAUCUCCAUUACCUCCUCAAUUACCAUUACCAGUUAUACCAUCUCCAUUACCUCCUCAAUUACCAUUACCAAUUAUACCAUCUCCAUUACCUCCUCAAUCACCAUUACCAGUUAUACCAUCUCCAUUACCUCCUCAAUUACCAUUACCAGUUAUACCAUCUCCAUUACCUCCUCAAUUACCAUUACCAGUUAUACCAUCUCCAUUACCUCCUCAGUUACCAUUACUAGUUAUACCAUCUCCAUUACCUCCUCGAUUAAUUACCAGUUAUACCAUCUCCAUUACCUCCUCAGUUACCAUUACCAGUUAUAUCUCCAUUACCUUCUCAAUUACCAUUACCAGUUAUACCAUCUCCAUUACUUCCUCAGUUACCAUUACCAGUUAUACCAUCUCCAUUACCUCCUCGAUUAAUUACCAGUUAUACCAUCUCCAUUACCUCCUCAGUUACCAUUACCAGUUAUAUCUCCAUUACCUCCUCAAUUACCAUUACCAGUUAUACCAUCUCCAUUACCUCCUCAAUUACCAUUACCAGUUAUACCAUCUUCAUUACCUCCUCAGUUACCAUUACCAGUUAUACCAUCUCCAUUAG
This is a messenger RNA of Protopterus annectens (West African lungfish), 2361 nucleotides long. Its product is annotated as proline-rich extensin-like protein EPR1. The transcript is spliced from 4 exons. NCBI's taxonomy places the organism in Eukaryota, Metazoa, Chordata, Ceratodontiformes, Protopteridae. The record is from RefSeq and is a predicted model, not a curated record. The coding region runs from base 1 to 2361 and encodes 786 amino acids.